GGGAUCGCACUGGGCCAGCAGAAAGCCGACUGCGAUGUGAAUCUACUAUGAAAGUAAACCAAAAUAUAAACACGUUCACACUCCUCGUAAUCAGCUUCUCAGUGUGUGAAAGAUGCGAGGGCUUCGGGGUGGACAGAACACCAGUAUCACAGCUCUCAAUAGACGCAGAUCCAAUAGUCGCGGAAGACAAAGUCGACGACAAGGAUAUAUAUAUAUAUAGCAAACAGUGGUGUCUCAACCAAUAUCUUCU
Molecule: messenger RNA, 250 nt
Organism: Mycena citricolor
Lineage: Eukaryota; Fungi; Basidiomycota; Agaricomycetes; Agaricales; Mycenaceae
Source: the annotation of a GenBank genome assembly